AUGCACCAAGACGAUGUCAAUCAUCAUGGCAUUCCAACACUUCAGGGCAGGCUCCGUGAAAUUUCACUUGACAGACCAAAAUCCUUUGAUGCACUCUCCUAUGUUUGGGAAGAUGAUCCCUCUCCACCGAAUGAAGGAAACCCCGUCCCGAAUUACAUUCUACUUGAUGGCAAACCCGGCGAGCCCCGCAAAUCACUUGAGAUAUCGAAGAGCUGCUAUAUUGCUCUGCAGAAUCUUCGGGAUUAUCAUGGAGUCAGGACGAUAUGGGUUGAUGCGAUCUGUAUCGACCAGAAGAACGAUAGCGAAAAGAACAUGCAGAUUCCACUAAUGAAGGAAAUCUAUGAAAAGGCAAGAAAGGUGUACAUCUGGCUAGGGGAAUCUAAGACAUUUGAAAGAGAAGGCAUUCCGUACAAGUCCGAAGAUGAAUUGAAAUACUUGAGGCAAAUCUCAAAUGGGCAAUACACACUUAUGGAUGCUAGACUAUCCGGAUUCCCAGCCAAUAUGUCUCUACACCAACUAGCGAGAAGCAUUAGAGUUCUGUGGGACGCAGCAGUUGACAAAUGGUUCCCCAGCCCAGCAGUUUCAAGCAAUGAUGCGUCACUGAAAGACUUGAUUGACAGGAAAUGGUUCCGGCGUAUGUGGACGAUGCAAGAACUGGUGAUGGCGGAAGAGCCGUUCGUUGUGUGUGGGAAAAGGUCUAUCCGAUGGAAUAGGUUCUUUUGGGGUUUAGUACUCACUUGGGAGCAUACGGUCAAUGACAAGAAACCCGAUUUCGAGGCGAUAAUAAAAUUCCUCCAUGGGAUUGAAUCGCUCUGGAUCGAGAUUACGAGGAUCCUUGAGCACAGACAGUCUAAACACUGGGCUUGGGUCAACAAGAAAAGCAGCUGGUACUCAUGCUGGGACAAGUUCCUUCGCUUUAUGGAACAACAUGGGAAGACAAUGUUAUUCUACGAAGUUACACUAGGACUCUUGAUGAUGUUACCACAACUGCACUCCAAGGGUAUGCCUAUCAACACACUUGGUCACUUCUUUGGACCCUUCCAGGCUUUUCUGUUCUCAAUUGGGGCUCUAAACUCACUUCUGACUCCACCAAGACGAGAUGACCAAUGGAAAGAAAGUCUCCAAGAGAGGAUGAUAAGCAUAUUGCACAGCUGCAGAGACCAAGAUGCGACGAAUCCCAAGGACAAAGUGUACGCACUCCACGGUCUAUUGACGAGUCUAGAGAUUGAAUUGCCGUCGCCAAAAUACGAGGACUCGCACAGUUUAGAGGCAACUUACUUGGAAUUCGCUGAAGCUUUCAUAAAAUGGCAAGGAUCUUUAGAGAUACUACUCGAGGCAACCGGCCCUUGGGGUAACGCACCUUCCUGGGUCCCGAACUGGAGCGAGCGAUAUAUGCGGCUACCGUUCUCCAGCGCCAACGCAACCCGAGUGCACGCCUUGCUUGAAUCCAGAAAUUCUUUCCAGUUCUCCAGUGAUGGACGUGGGCUUGAGAUUAUGGGUCGAGAAGUUGGUGUUGUUGUGUAUAAACUCAAAGCCAUCAACAGAUCUCGAUCUCGAUUCUGGCAACAUGUGGAUCCGUCCAAGAGGAUGGGUCUAUUAUCUGGAGCCCCUCAAGAAAUAUUUGAUGAAAUUUCUGCCCUGUACGAGUGGUUCAUAAUUGCGACCGAAGUUUUUGCUUUUGGGAAGGAAGAGAUUGCGGAGUUCAUGGCUUUGAACAUUCCCAAAGAUGCGAUUUACGCCGUAGAUGAUACGCGCAAGUGGAUUGACCUUAUUUUCAAUCAUUAUUCAAGAAGCUCAUGUAGUACCGAAGACGGGUCCGCUGGCAUGCAUCCCGGCCACAAAGUUCUGGAGAUGCUCUUGCAGAACGAUCGGCUCUUCUCCAUGCAUUGGAAAAUAUGCCAGUUCUUCGCUGGUUCUAUGACUUGUUUUAUUUUAAAAGCUGCAGAAAGAUUCCUGCUUGGCAUUGGACCUGAUGGUACUCAGAAGAAGGACAAAGUUGUGCUCUUUCCCACCCUUAAAGCCCCGAUGGUUGCGAGGGUAAAGGAAUCUAAAGGGGGAAUACGUGAGGUUCAGGUUGUUGGAGCUGCCCUUGUAGAUGACAUGAUGGAUGGGCAAUUUUGGCCUGAGGACAAUAGUGGUCUGGAAGCCAUGCUCGUUGUCUAA
Molecule: messenger RNA, 2163 nt
Organism: Alternaria atra
Lineage: Eukaryota; Fungi; Ascomycota; Dothideomycetes; Pleosporales; Pleosporaceae
Exons: 2
Coding region: 1-2163 (720 amino acids)
Source: RefSeq, a predicted model, not a curated record